Zea mays is the source of this 1996-nucleotide messenger RNA. RefSeq lists its product as uncharacterized. The transcript is spliced from 2 exons. Bases 121 to 1290 code for a protein of 389 amino acids. Gene Ontology annotation, biological process: regulation of DNA-templated transcription. Gene Ontology annotation, molecular function: DNA binding; DNA-binding transcription factor activity. The record is from RefSeq and is a predicted model, not a curated record. NCBI's taxonomy places the organism in Eukaryota, Viridiplantae, Streptophyta, Magnoliopsida, Poales, Poaceae.
CUCUCUAUCGUGCCUUUUAUCAUCCUUUUCCCCACUCCUCCAUGGCUUUUUUCUCCUUAUCUCUCCUAGUCUCCUUGGCUCACCACCCCCUGUGCAUCAAAAGAGCAGUCAUGUCGUCCCAUGGUGAUGUGUAGCAGAAGCAACAGCGGCAGCAGUAGUACUACUGAAACACACAACCCUACAAGAGCACAAGCAGCAAAGGGCCUAGGGCUGGUGAAGCCCAUGGAGGAGAUGCUGAUGGCGGCCAACGCGGGCGCCGCAAAUCCGAGCCAAAGCUCGAAUCCGAACCCGCCGGCGCCGGCGCCGUCGUUGGCACCUGGGGGGCUCCUGGGCGGUGGCGCGCCGGCGCCCCUGGCGGGCGCGGGUAGUACCGAGCGGCGCGCGCGGCCGCAGAAGGAGAAGGCGCUCAACUGCCCGCGGUGCAACUCCACCAACACCAAAUUCUGCUACUACAACAACUACAGCCUCCAGCAGCCACGCUACUUCUGCAAGACGUGCCGCCGCUACUGGACGGAGGGCGGAUCCCUCCGCAACGUCCCCGUGGGCGGCGGCUCCCGCAAGAACAAGCGCUCCUCAUCGUCGGCGUCGGCGUCUGCCUCCACCUCCGGCUCGGUCACGAGCUCGUCCAUGGCCAGCACGGCGGGGGCCGGGUCCAAGAACCCGAAGCUGGCGCACGAGGGCGCCCACGACCUCAACCUGGCGUUCCCGCACCACGGUGGCCUGCACGCCCCCGAGUUCGCGGCGUUCCCGAGUCUGGAGAGCAGCAACGUGUGCAACCCGGGCGGCGGGAUGACGAGCAACGGUCGGGGCGGCGGCGCGGGGCCCGCGGUCGGCGCGCUCUCGGCAAUGGAGCUGUUGCGGAGCUCCGGCUGCUACAUGCCGCUGCAGAUGCCGAUGCCGAUGGCGAUGCCAGGAGAUUACACGGCGGCAGGGUUCGCGCUCGGAGAGUACCGCACGCCGCCGCCUCCACCGUCACAGAGCGUGCUCGGGUUCUCUCUCGACGCGCACGGGCCGGGGUCCGGUGCUACCGCGGCGGGGUACGGUUCCAGCGCGGGGUUGCAGGGCGUGCCGGAGAACGCGGGCAGGUUAUUGUUCCCCUUCGAAGACUUGAAGCCGCCGGUUGGCUCUGAAGGUGGGGGUGGUGCAACCGGUGGCGCCAGCGAUGGAAAUAGCAGCCAUACUCAGUUUGACCACAACAACAAGGAGCAAGGCGGCGGCGGCACGGGUGCCGGGCACGACACGCCGGGGUUCUGGAGCGGCAUGAUCGGCGGCAGUGGCGCUUCUUGGUAAUGGAGAAACAUGCACGGCCGGGGGGCGGCGCCAUGCAUGGCUCAUGCAAAGGCUCCCUGCGAGCGUGCAUGGGCAUGCAGUAGAGACAAGGGUUCAAUAAGAGGUUGGCAUUGGUGGUGGUUGCCCUGACAUGGGAGUGUUUGAUCUCUUUCCUAGUACUGGGUCCUGGUGGUGUUCUUCGUCUUUUCUCGCCGUCGUCGUCGCGAGUUCAUGUGUGUUUUGCUGACCAUCGACUUUAAUUGGGGCUCUAACACACCAGAGGUCAUGUUACAUAAGCUUGAUCGACAUCUCUCGGUCGUCUUUUCCCAUUUCUGAUCUCUCACUAUAUCUGCCAUUGUUGUAGCUGCUUCACUGGGGCUUGGGCAGCUUGUUUUUGGGCUGGCUUCAAGUUAGGAUGGUACAUCAGUGUGUUCAGGCCACACAUUGGCACAAGGUUUAGUGAAUCAGUGUGUUUGGCUGGUAACAACAACGGCUGCAGUAUGUGAACUCUGAAGCUACUGGUGUAGAGUUAGAUGUUAAUUACAAGGGGACUUGCAAGUUUGUGUAUCCAUCUAUCCAAAUGAUUAGAGAGAUUCAUUUUGUUUUUGACUUGUUACUCAUAUAUAUAAUAGUAAGUACUUUCUAUGAGAACAAAGGCUGUGUUUUUUGAGCGCAUGUAAUGUGUCCUUUAUUUGUAUUCAGUGUUAUAAACUAAAUAUGCUCCGUA